AUGGCGAGCCUCAAGAGGUCCAUGGGCUCUGACCCUAUGGCCUCGAGCAUUUCCAACAAGGUCUACGUCCGGUCGACCAGGAGUGGCAAGGUGCAAAAGAUUGUGCGAGAGGUGUACCUGAGGCAAGACAUUCCAUGCUCGUCCAAACUCUGUACCCAAUGCCCCAAGAACGCACCGACGGAUGCCGCUGGCAAUAUGAUCAACUUUGUCCUCUCCGAGAGGCCGGCUGGCACCAAAGAUUUCCCACAGGGCCACUACUUGGUGCCGGACACCAACGCCUUCCUCACCGCUAUGGACCUUUUCGAGCAGAGCGAUUCAUUCUGUGAUGUGAUUGUAUUGCAGAUCGUCCUGGAGGAGGUUCGGAACCGGUCCCUGCCGCUCUACAACCGCCUCAUCGGCUUGACCAAGAGCGACGAGAAGCGUUUCUACGUCUUCUUUAACGAGUUUAGACUCGAGACUCAUGUCGUCCGGGACCAGGACGAGUCUAUCAACGAUCGAAAUGAUCGAGCUGUUCGCCGUGCCGCCAAGUGGUACAGUGAGCAUUUGGCUGGGGGCUCGGCCAAGUCCAAGAAAAAGGCCCAGAACCUCCCGGCCGUCGUGAUGCUGAGCAACGAUAGGGCGAACCUACGCAAGGCCAAGGAGGAAGGCAUACCUGCAUGCUCUUUGGCACAGUACGUAUCAGGGCUCAAUGAUUCCGAAAGGUUGAUGGACCUGGUACCCGAGUCGCAGGACGACGAGAUCACGUCAGGGAAGUCCUCUGGCCACAUAUACCCGGAAUACUUUACCAUGUCCAAGAUGAUGACAGGCGUCAAGAAUGGUCUCCUGCAUCAAGGCAUUUUCAACGUCUCACCAUACAACUACCUCGAGGGCACGAUAAGAGUCCCGGCAUUUGAAAAAGCCCUGCUCAUCCUCGGACGUGAGAACAUCAACCGUGCUAUUGACGGCGAUUCCGUGGUAGUAGAGGUACUUCCCAAAGACCAAUGGAAGGUUCCAUCGACUAGAAUCGUCGAGGAGGAUACUGUCACCAGAAACGAGAACGCGGACGGCGAAGACCAAGGAAGCAGCGGGAACAUCACUGAGAAGGAGCGCAAGGCUCUGCAGGAGGAAGUGAAGCGCAUGCAAGCCAAGGGAGCUGAAGCACAAGCACAGCCAACGGCCAAGGUAGUCGGCGUUAUAAAGCGAAACUGGAGGCAGUACGUUGGCCACAUCGACCAGAGCUCUGUCAGCAAAUCUGCUACUCAAGGAAGGAAGCAGGAGGUGGUUUUCUUGAUUCCGAUGGACAAGAAGAUCCCAAAAAUCAGACUUCGCACAAGACAGGUUGGCGAGCUGCUCGGCAAGCGCAUUCUCGUUACAAUUGAUGCUUGGGAUAGGGACUCUCGACACCCAGUCGGUCACUUUGUCCGGUCUUUGGGAGAGCUAGAGACAAAGGCUGCAGAGACUGAGGCCUUGCUGCUCGAGUAUGAUGUCCAGUACAGGCCGUUCCCCAAAACUGUGCUCGACUGUCUGCCCAAGGAAGGCCACGAUUGGAAGGUUCCAGCAAGCACAGAUGACCCAGGCUGGAGGGACCGCGAGGAUUUGAGAGGUCUCCUAAUCUGCAGUAUCGAUCCCAUCGGUUGCCAGGAUAUCGACGAUGCUCUACAUGCCAGGCCAUUGCCCAACGGCAACUUUGAGGUCGGCGUCCACAUUGCUGAUGUGUCACAUUUCGUCAAGCCAAGUAACGCCAUGGACACCGAGGCCAGCAUCCGCGGCACAACCGUCUAUCUGGUGGACAAGCGUAUUGACAUGUUGCCCAUGCUUCUUGGCACAGACUUGUGCUCUUUAAAGCCUUAUGUUGAGCGUUUUGCUUUCUCGGUACUCUGGGAGCUGACACCUGACGCCGACAUUGUCAAUGCGCGCUUCACAAAGUCGGUCAUCAAAUCACGGGAGGCAUUCAGCUACGAGGCAGCACAGAUCAGAGUGGAUGAUGCAUCGCAGCAGGACGAGCUUACCACAGGCAUACGUACUCUGCUUGCUCUUUCCAAGAAGCUCAAGCAAAAGCGUAUGGAUGCUGGUGCCCUUAGUUUGUCCUCGCCAGAAGUCAAGGUUCAAAUGGAGUCUGAAACUUCUGACCCUAUCGACAUCAAGACCAAAGUACACCUCGAGACCAUGUCACUGGUCGAAGAGUUCAUGUUGCUCGCCAACAUUAGCGUCGCACGAAAGAUCUACGAAGCCUCGCCCCAAACGGCUAUUCUGCGAAGACACGGCGCGCCGCCCAAGACCAAUUUUGACGAACUUGCAAACCAGCUCAAGGUCAAGAAGGGUUUCGAGCUGCGAGUCGACUCAUCUCGCGCACUUGCGGACAGUCUGGACAAGUGUGUGGAUCCUAACGAUCCAUUCUUCAACACGUUGGUUCGCAUCAUGGCGACUCGUUGCAUGAUGUCGGCUGAGUACUUUUGCUCCGGAACCCAAGCUUAUCCCGAGUUCCGCCACUACGGUCUCGCAUCCGAGAUCUAUACCCAUUUCACGUCCCCGAUUCGCCGAUAUGCAGACCUUGUAGCGCACAGACAGCUAGCGGCCGCAAUCGGCUACGAGGCCGUCCACCCGAGCGUACGUAGCCGAGGCAGGCUGGAGGCCGUUUGUCGUAACAUCAAUGUCAGGCACCGCAACGCUCAGCUUGCCGGGCGUGCCAGUGUAGCCUACUAUGUGGGACAGUCACUCAAGGGCAAGGUUGCCGAAGAGGAGGGUUUCAUCAUGAAGAUCUUUAGCAACGGCUUUGUGGUCUACGUGCCGCGGUUCGGAGUCGAGGGGCUUAUCAGGUUGCGAGACCUUGCGGAGCCCGAACCUGAGGCUGAAUUUGAUGCUGACAGUUACGUGCUGCGGACUUCUGGGAGCCGCGAGAUAACGGCAGAGUUGUUCCAAAAGGUCAAGGUCAGAAUCACGGACGAGAAGGAUGAGAGGACCGGCAAGCGUGGUAUCAAGAUGGAGCUCAUCUAA
Molecule: messenger RNA, 2973 nt
Organism: Pyricularia grisea
Lineage: Eukaryota; Fungi; Ascomycota; Sordariomycetes; Magnaporthales; Pyriculariaceae
Exons: 1
Coding region: 1-2973 (990 amino acids)
Biological process (GO): rRNA catabolic process
Cellular component (GO): cytoplasmic exosome (RNase complex); nuclear exosome (RNase complex)
Molecular function (GO): RNA binding; endonuclease activity; 3'-5'-RNA exonuclease activity
Source: RefSeq, a predicted model, not a curated record